AUGCGCUUUUUUAUUGAAGACCUCUUCACCCAAACCAGAGAUACAGACCCAGAUCUGCGGUUUAUGGCCCUCAAUGACCUCGAGAAGGAAAUCGUGAGCAACCCAGACGCGUUUUCGAGCGAGGCCCGGAUCCAGUACGCCAAGAUUCUUCUUCACUGUCUUGACGACGAGUUCCCCGAGGUUCGCACACAGGCAUUGAAAUGCUUUGAGACUCUUACUCCACGCCUUGGCGGCUACGUGGUGUCUGUAGUGGCCGCUUUGAGCAAGAAGAAGCCCGAGAAAGUCUCCAUCACCUCCACUAUCUACACAAUGGCGAUCCACAACGUUUUGAAGAAUUUCGUUGCCAACGAGUCUGUGGCGCGCGACGUGGCGAACUGCGUGUUGGGUGAGGUGUUUGAGGUGGGGAAUACCGCUUUUUACACCACCAUAGACUAUAUUGAGAUCGUGACCGACCUCAUUGAAUAUCUGGGCAAAUACCUGACUACUGCGCAAUUAAACAACAUAGCCGAGCUGCUGGCCAAGGCCUGCUACGGAGCAGACAUAGUGAUUGCAAAAAAAUCCGUUUUGGCUCUCGGACUGGUGGCUAGAAACUUCACCUCUGUCGAACAGCUGCAAAAGCUCAUUUCCCUAAUCAACAAAACCACUACACACAAACAACAGGACACAACACUAAAGGUGCUGAGCAAUCUUGUGCGCUCGAAUGCCAAGCUGAUGGCGCAGAUCGUCCAGCAGGUCCACCCUACUGUGCUCAAUGGACUAUAUCUGGAUACACUUGGCGAGCCCGACGACGACUUCGACGCCCAGCAGGAGACGGAGGAGACCCGUGCUGAGGCGCUCGGGUGUCUGGUGGCCAUGUUUGAGUGUCUUCCGAUGGAAGAGUAUGUUUCUGGGUCGCUGGAACUGGCCGCACGCUUUAUUGGUUACAAUCCGUACAAAGAUGACGCAGAGGAGGAACUGGAGGAGGAGGACGAGUACGAGCUUUCUGAUCUUGAUGAAGAUGACGACGACGAUGGAUCUGGACUUUCGUGGAAGCUUCGACGUGAGUCUGCUAGACUGGUCAGUGUUAUCCUAGAAAAACAUCCGUUGGCUCUCACGACGGUUUUCCAGUCUGUCUUUGAGCCUCUCUUGGGCCAGCUACAGGACGACAAUGGAGCGGUUGUGUCGGAGGCCUUACGAACGCUCACAAAAAUAUUCCGCUUCAGUGUCCAGGACGGUCCGUACUACACAUUGAAAUUCUUCAACUCCUUGAAUGACUACGCCAGCGGCCGUCGGGGAUCAGAUGUCAGCAUGCAGAGCGACGAGGACCCGUCUAUUUAUCUGGGCAGCAAAAGCGCAGACAUCUGCGAGUCGUUCAGCAAACUGCUUGUGGCGAAGAACUCGUCAAAACUAUCGUUGCUGUACGACUUUUUUGUGGAGUUUUCCAACGCGACAGAUGGCUGCGAAGCACAAUGGACGCCGGCAUUGAUGAACAAGCUAUUGGAUUUGAGAGAAUCCAGCAUCACUUCUGAGGUGAUCAAGUUCUACGCGGCAGUUCUAAAGAAGUAUUCUUUGACAGACCUUGGAAGCAGCUCCCAGAGAAUCAUUGCCGACAUUGUUGGCUGCGUGGCAUCCUCGUCCAAUCAUGAGCUCGUGCUGGAGACUCUGGGAUUGCUCACCGAGGUGCUCGAGCACGAGCCGGGUGCCCAGCUUCCGAGCGUCGAAAAGGCACUCAUCGAAAAAGCCUCCAACAAAAACUACUCGACGGAGAUCCGGCAAAAGGCGCUCGUCUGUCUAUGCUCACUGGUCACCAAGUCGGAGGUUUUGGAUUUGCAAACUGCGUUGAAAGUGUUUGUGGACACCAUAACGGUCGAGUUUCUGGUGGCUGUGGACCUGCAGUGUAUUGAGACUAUAGUUUCUCGGAUUCCACAAAGCCUGUCUAGUGACUGGUAUCAUCCGAUAAUUUUGCAAUUGGUUGAAUAUCUGACAAUUUCCGAGCUCCAAGCUCAGAGUUUGAACACAUUGGCUAGUCUGGCAGCCUACCUGGACGAAAAGGACGGUCUGUUGGCAUUUGAUCGCAUUGUUGUGGCCAGCGAGGCCGGGAAAAUCGCUUCGGAAAAUGCAGUGUGCGUGUGCAAGAUCUUGAGCGUGCUGGCUACCAAGAUAGCUGUUCCCGACGUCGAUCGACUCAUUGGUUUGCUAGUGCAGUUCUCAAAAGCCCCUAGCUUUGACCAGAACACACUGGCUGACCUCACCAAUGCCAUACUAAGCCAAAAACCUGCCAAGCAGUUUAUUGAGGUUGUGCUGCAACAUGGCACACAUAGCGACCCAAACGUGUCCAAGAUUCUGGGUCUGGUAAGCGUGAGCGACAAAAACUUUGCCUCCAUUGAGGAGACACUACAGAAUUUGAACAAUAACGAAAACGUGCUGUUUUCCAUCACGUUCCUGGACCAGGUCUCCAAAUCCAUGGAUCUCGAAGUUGGACUGGCGCCAUUUGUGCGUCAUCUCGACGAUGACGAAGAGAUCAAAAACGCUGCUAUCUCUGCGAUCGCCACUAUCGUCUCUCGCAACCCGGAAAAAUAUCUGGACGAGUUGACAAAACAGAUCGAGUUGGGGGCCACAGUUCCCAUGCUGCAUGCUCUAAAGAUCGCUCUGCAAAAGAUCAAUCUCGACACGGCAUCCUCCAAGCAUCUAUUCAAUAUGCUACUCAAAUCCGAGCUUGAAAAGACGGACGCUGUGGAAGCAGCAGCUGCCAUAAUUGCUCUUCUUGCAGUCCACGACUCGUUGCUGCCGGAAAUGUGCUCUAUUUUGUCUUCCAGCCCGUCACGGACACAGAAACUGGUGCUGGGAUCCACCACCAAGCAGGUGCUUGUUGACCCGUCGUUGGAGUCAGACUUGGUCUUACUGUCCAGGUACCUUGAGCUAACGUCUGCGCAAGAGUACAUUUUUAGUGCCGAUCUGGAACUCAAACAGCUUGGAGUUUCUAAUCUCAUCUUUGCUUUGCACAAAAAACCCCUGGUUGCUCUUCCGCUGGUGUCCAAGAUCAUGCCGCGUGUGCUGGAAACAGAGCUCGAGCAGAAGAAGGAAUAUGUGGAGGUCGUUCGGAUUGGUCCUUUCAAACACAAGCUGGACAACGGUCUGAACUACAGAAAGGGGCUCUACGAGAUGGUGUAUUCACUGCUGACCACCCUCGAGACCAAUCCGCAGUUUUUGGUGAUCAGCCAGAUCGACUGGGGCCAGGUGUUUGAAAGAUUUGUGGCCAGAGCGUUUAAGGACGAUCCAACAGUCAUUUUCAUCUGCCUGCUGACGCUCAUCAAAAUCAUCAGCCUCAAACCGACAAUUUUCGCUGGAAACCAGACCCUUGAAAAUUUCAUUGCAGCAUGUUCCAAGGUUCUGGAUAAAAAACUCAAGGACGACGCUCCGAAGCAGGAGCUCGAAAAACGCAACGACACGGUGCGGGCUGUCCUCAGAUGCUGCAAAAAAAUCAACACGAUGGUGGAAUCUGGUCAGCUCAAACUGGACAGCUACUCGAGCUGGUCGAACUUUGUCAGCACGUUGAAAACCAAGUAUCCUAUUUUCGAUAUUGAGGAAUGA
Ogataea parapolymorpha DL-1 is the source of this 3570-nucleotide messenger RNA. RefSeq lists its product as uncharacterized. NCBI's taxonomy places the organism in Eukaryota, Fungi, Ascomycota, Pichiomycetes, Pichiales, Pichiaceae. Bases 1 to 3570 code for a protein of 1189 amino acids. Gene Ontology annotation, molecular function: protein binding. Gene Ontology annotation, cellular component: nucleus. The record is from RefSeq and is a predicted model, not a curated record. The transcript has a single exon. Gene Ontology annotation, biological process: SCF complex assembly; protein ubiquitination.